Molecule: messenger RNA, 648 nt
Organism: Diachasma alloeum
Lineage: Eukaryota; Metazoa; Arthropoda; Insecta; Hymenoptera; Braconidae
Gene: Mp20
Product: muscle-specific protein 20
Exons: 4
Coding region: 79-633 (184 amino acids)
Molecular function (GO): protein binding
Source: RefSeq, a predicted model, not a curated record
GGGGCCGACUGUUUCAGCACUUCAGUCGAAAUCCCGGUGCACAUCCAGGAACUGUAAAACUUAAUUCCGAUAUAAGAAAUGGCUCUUGAACGUCAAGUCCGCGCCAAGACUUUGGCCAAGCGUGACCCCCAGCAGGAGAAAGAGGCCCAGGAAUGGAUCGAGUCAAUCCUCGGCAUGAAAUUCCCCGCUAAUGAGCCCUUCGAGGACGUUAUCCACGAUGGGCAGCUUCUCUGUGCAGUCAUGAACAAACUCGCCCCCGGAUCCGUCCCCAAGGUCAACACCAGCGGUGGACAGUUCAAGAUGAUGGAGAACAUCAACAUGUUCCAGAAGGCAAUGAAGGCGUACGGCGUACCUGAUACUGAUGUCUUCCAGACAGUUGAUUUGUUCGAGAAGAAGGAUAUCGCACAGGUUGUGACCACCUUAUUCUCCCUUGGUCGUACGACAUACCUGCACCCAGAAUGGAAGGGACCCUACCUGGGACCCAAGCCCUCCGAGGAAUGCAAGCGUGACUUCUCAGAGGAGCAGCUCCGCGCUGGUCAGACAAUCGUUGGCCUCCAGGCUGGUUCCAACAAGGGUGCGACCCAGGCCGGCUCCAACAUGGGCGCUGGACGCAAAAUUAUCCUCGGAAAGUGAACGAAGAUAAUUGGA